AUGGCUAAUUCCACUGUCCACGUUUCUGGCAUCUCGUCAACAACCUCCGAGAAGGAGGUUCGCGACUUCUUCAGCUUCUGCGGAAAGAUUGUCACCCUCUCCAUCACCCCAGUCUCUGGGGAGGCCGAUGCUCCGAAGUCCGCCACUGUGACGUUCGAAAAGGAGGCCGCAGCCAAGACUGCCCUCCUCCUAGACCAGACCCAACUGGGCACUUCUGCCGUUCACGUUGAAGCAACCCACAACAUCGAAGAAAUAGGCGGAUCCCAUGUCACCGACGCGGAGACCGAGGCCCGGGAAGAGGAGCACAUCGCGCAAGAAGACAAGCCCCGAUCGCGCAUCGUCGCAGAGUACCUGGCGCACGGGUACGUAGUGAGCGACAAUGCCAUCAUGAAGGCGAUCGCGCUGGACAAGAAGCACGGUGUCUCGCACCGCUUCACGACCGCGCUCACCAACUUCGAUAAGAAGUACAAUGCCACCGAGCGCGCCAAGGGCAUCGAUAACGACUAUCAGAUCUCCACUAAGGCAGCCAAUGGCUGGCGCGGCCUGAGCUCGUACUUCGAGAAGGCCCUGGAGUCCCCCUCUGGCCAGAAGCUGCGCGACUUUUAUGUUCAGACCGAUAAGCAGGUGCGCGAUAUCCACGCCGAGGCCCGUCGUCUGGCGGAUUUGAAGCAGGGUAAGACUGAGGCUGCUGCCGCUGCCCCUGGCCCUGCUGCUGUUGCUGAGCCUGCUACUGAGCCCGCUGCUCAGCCCGCUGCUGUUCCUUCUCAGCCCGAGGCUGCUGCUGCGCCUGUUGAGAAGUCCUAA
Messenger RNA from Penicillium roqueforti, 804 nucleotides. RefSeq names its product putative actin cytoskeleton protein (VIP1) (gene vip1). The record is from RefSeq and is a predicted model, not a curated record. The coding region runs from base 1 to 804 and encodes 267 amino acids. Gene Ontology annotation, molecular function: RNA binding. The transcript has 3 exons. NCBI's taxonomy places the organism in Eukaryota, Fungi, Ascomycota, Eurotiomycetes, Eurotiales, Aspergillaceae.